Manihot esculenta (cassava) is the source of this 2398-nucleotide messenger RNA. Its product is annotated as UPF0481 protein At3g47200. Lineage: Eukaryota; Viridiplantae; Streptophyta; Magnoliopsida; Malpighiales; Euphorbiaceae. The coding region runs from base 882 to 2279 and encodes 465 amino acids. The transcript is spliced from 2 exons. The record is from RefSeq and is a predicted model, not a curated record.
UUUCAUCAAUGGGCUUUCUAUUUUCUGGAGGAAAAAAGAAACUGAGUGGUCAGCUUGAAAUCAAAGCAACAGGUUCAGCAACUUGGAGAUUUUCCUGUUGCAGAAUCAGACAAUCAUCCUUUUGGUUUUAGCAUUUGUCUCAAUGAUGACAAGCAAAUUUCUAUUCUCUCAUCUAACCCCAUUAAAUUGCAGCCUGAAGAAAUGAAUGAACAUGCAGAAUUAUGCUGCACCCUCUUGCAUCAGAAUUCACACACAUCCAAAAAACGUAUAUGAAUCAAAGGAGACAUUGUAUGAACAAUGUUGAUUACGUAUUCUUUUCGUCAAAAUCGGAUGAAACGACACUAGUGAAGGCUCAUUUUAGGAUUUUGUGCUGUUGGGUUCUUUCCUUCCGACAUACUUCGAGUGUUUGUGACCGCAGCCUUCACCUUCUGCAAGGAAGGAAUGUAUUGGAUUAUGGAGAGAGACAAAUCUUAUUUUACUUUUUCAAAGACAUAACAUAAGCUUUAACAUUAACAAAACAAAAGAGAGAUUGGAGAUGGGACAAAUUAGAACUUUCAUUUCUAAAAGCUGAGGAUUAGAAUCAUUAAAUAUAUACAACUCCCACAGAAUGACACUAUUAUCUAUGGUAGAAGAGGAGUAAAUUAGACAUAGGGACAAAACUAUUAAGGUUGAAUUGAUGUCAGCUUUUUGUCUUCUAAGCCAUUUGUCUGACAAUAGCAACAAUUCCAGGUAACUGAUAGAUUUUCUUGCAUCUGAAGCAAUGAAAAUACAAUACAAUCAAACUUAGACGUUUAAGAGAUCACUGUCUCAGAUUUAUAAGGAGGCAAUACAGCUGUUUGUUUUAUCAUCUGUGAUAAACUCUUGUUGUGCAGUUAGGAGCAAUGGCGGGAGCAAACUGGGUUAUUGAGGUAAACGAAAAGCUUGAGAAAAUGAUGGAUACUGAUAAUUCCAUGGAGGAAGAGCGCUGGAAGAAGCGUGCAAUCUAUAAAAUCCCUGCGUGUGUCAAAGACCUGAACAAGAAAGCUUACAGGCCUCAGGCAGUCUCGUUUGGUCCUUAUUAUCACGGGGAAGAACAUCUGAAGCCAAUGGAGGAGCACAAGCAUCGAGCUCUCCUUCAUUUUCUGAAAAGAGCAAACAAACCUUUACAAGUUUUUGUUGAAUCUUUAGCUGAAGUAGUGCAGGUUUUAAAAGACUCCUAUCAUCCGCUUGACAUAUCUUGGCAGGAAGAUACAAGUAGAUUUCUGCAACUGAUGAUUCUUGAUGGAUGUUUCAUGCUGGAGAUCUUACGCAUUGCUACUCAUGCAUUGGAUGAUUAUGCUACUAAUGAUCCAAUUUUUAGCAGCCAUGGGAAAUUAUAUAUCAUCCCAUAUAUCAUGCGUGACAUGCUGAUGCUUGAAAAUCAAUUGCCAUUGUUGGUUCUCGUCAAGCUGGUAGCUGUUGAAAUUGGUAAAGAAGAGGAUGAAGAGUUUAUCAACAAGCUCAUCCUCAAGUUCUGCUUUCCUGAGACUCCUGUUUCAAGCCUGGGUUCGUGCUUGCAUCCAUUGGAUGUCUACAGAAAGAGUUUGCUUCAAAAACAUGCUGGUAAAGAAAAGCGUCGCGGCAGAUCAAGUAGACGUCGCCAUGAUAAUGGAGGUAACAUUAUCCGAUCAGCAACUGAGCUCAGUGAAGCUGGAAUCCGGUUCAAGAAAAGUAAAACUAAAAGCUUGAAAGACAUCUCAUUCAAAGGUGGAGUCCUUAGGCUUCCAGUGAUCGUGGUGGAUGAUGCAACUGAAUCAAUCUUCUUGAAUUUGAUAGCCUUUGAGAGAUUCCACGUUGGUGCAGGCAAUGAGGUGACAUCCUACGUAUUUUUCAUGGACAACAUCAUUGACAGUGAGAGAGAUGUAGCAGUUCUACACUCCAGAGGGAUUAUUCAGAACGCCAUUGGAAGUGACAAAGCUGUUGCGAAGCUUUUCAAUUCUAUUUCUAAAGAUAUUACUCUCGACCCAGAUAGCAGCCUAGAUUAUGUUCAUAAAAAUGUCACUGCCUACUGCAAGAAAGCCUGGAACGAGUGGCGUGCAAAUCUCAUUCACACUUAUUUCAGAAAUCCGUGGGCCAUUUUAUCUUUUAUUGCUGCAAUCUUCCUGUUCGCUCUCACUAUUGUUCAAACUGUGUACACUAUUUAUCCCAUCUACAAGAAUGAUGCAUCCUCAUCACCCAUAUCCUCUCCUCCUGUGGCUUCUCCUCCUCCUCCCCCUCCUCAUCUUUUUUCAAAACCACCUUUUCCCCGCCUCCACCAUUGAUUCCUAUCGUUUCGCUGGUGAAUCCUAUUGUUUUUUAUGGCCGAGAUUGUUAUUUUCCUCGAUUGAAUCUGUUUUCCUGCAGUUUUUUUCUGUUAUCAAUAUUACUUGUUUGUUUGAUC